UUUUAAUCGCGACGCUUCCGCCGCGAUGAUUACAACGCUGCGAGUAACGAAAUAAUUAGCUAAUUUCAGUACGUUCGUAGUUCGCGAACGGAGGCCAAGGGUAGAAGUUCCUCCCGACUUAAAUUCGAGGUUUGGUUUGCACAAAAUUCGUGUGCGCGCGCGUGUGCAUGCGUGUAUGUGUGCGAACCAGAUAUAUAUUAUCUAUAUACGUAUAUAGUAGCAUCUCGUUCGAAAAUCUAGCUCGUAUAUAUCGAUUCUCGUAUCGUGACCGCGACGACAUCUCGGCGUCCGCCAGUUUGUGUUCAUCAUGGCUUCGACGGAAUCUCUGGCGUGCGACACCCUCGACCUGAGCGGCCAGGGCCUCAAGAAGCUCAGCCGGUGUCCCUCGGACGCUGACAUUAGCACGUUGAUCAUAGACGACAAUGAGCUGCAGCGGCUCGAGAACCUGGAUUCUUACCACAGGAUUACGAAGCUUUCGAUAAUCAGAAAUCAACUGCUGCGGAUGUACGGCGUGUCGAAGUUGCAUAAUCUCGUUACCCUCAAUUUGGCGAACAAUGGCAUACUUACGAUAGAAGGUAUCAAGGAUAUGAUCAAUUUGCAAACUCUCUGUUUAGCGGGUAAUAAUAUCAAGUCUAUUGAGCAUCUGCACACAAAUACGAAAUUGGAGCAUCUGGAUUUGUCUGAAAACAGCAUCAGUCACGUCUCAGAUAUAUCCUAUCUGCGAAGUUUAAAGGAACUCUUCUUGCAUAACAAUCGCAUAAUAACGCUGCGUCAGUGCGAGCGCUACUUGCCCACGUCCCUGGAAACACUCACAUUAGCAAAUAACAAUAUUACUGACUUAAAUGAAAUGUCGCACCUGGGUAAUCUAAAAAAUCUGGUGAAUUUCUCGAUUGCUAACAAUCCGUGUGUCAGUAUAACAGGUAACAGUAUUGGGUUCGACUAUCGGCCUUUUGUUAUUAAUUGGUGUAUGAGCUUAAAGUCGAUCGACGGUUAUGCGGUUGAUCCUCUUGAAAGCUUGAAAGCAGAGUGGCUGUAUUCUCAGGGACGAGGUAGACAAUUCCGUGUUGGUGAACACGCCUUACUUGCUCAAUAUCUUGCGUCCGUCUGUCCACUUUCGGGCGAGUCUUUAGAGAACGAGACGGACCGGAAACUUAGACUUAUACUGAGCAAAGCUCAACAUCACCAACAGCAGUUGAAUCAACAGAGCGAUACCGGGAGCGUGCACAGCUUGAGUAGCGUGACAAUGAGUCCUUCCCCAGCCGCUAGACGUAGACUUAGCCAUAACAGGACAAAUUCUCCCAGGCGACCUAUGCCAAUGUUGACAUACUAUGAAGAUAAAUACUUACAAUCACCAAAAUUUUAUGAAGCAAAAUACUGUGUCUGCCAUAUUCCUUACAAAGCUUCCUCGAGGAACUCCUUGAAAAUGAAAUCGCCUGACCGAAUGGUGUCCAGCUGUCACACUGACGCUAUGGUUUCUUCGUGUCAUGGUUUAUUGGGUGAUGAUCACGAAACAAAUUUGAUGACCCAAAGCUUAGAUCCUAAUAUGCUCACUGGUACACUGAGCAACAAAACGUCAAACAACAGUUUGCAGAAUAUGGAAGAGACUGUUUCGAGCCCUCUGCAAGCGGCAACCAAGUUAGUGCCGGUACCAGAGUCCUUGAUGAGUCCAGACUUUCGUCCACCGUCUGGCCUUUCGCGGAUUUUACUGAAGACUCCCACGUCAAGUAAAUUAAGCUCUCCUUGUCAAAUCACAAUACCUAGUAAACCAUCCAUGGACGGCGAUGGAAAGGCAAUUCCGAUCAUAAACACCGUAAAUCCAAUGGCGAAAACGAAUCUAAGCGGUAUAAAGGCGAAUGCGCUUGUGAAAAGUAGUUCCGCGACAAAUUGUAGCGUCGUGAAACCGAAUAUAGCGAAACCGAUUGUGACACAUGCUAACAGUAAGUGUCCACAUAGUGUGAAAAUUAAUAAUUACGUUCAAAGCAGGACAUUGCCUGCGAAGAGAAGCACAAAGAGUCCCAAUUUAGCUAGAAGUAUACAGCGACCGAAGAGCGCGAGUGAAAGACUCAAGAGAAACUUGAACAAAGACGAGAAAGACGGCGACGCUGGAAUUCAGAGCAGCGAUGAAGACAGUGAGGUGUGUCAAGCGAAAUUGGAUAGCAUUCGGCACAGGGCUAUUCAAAGAAGGCAAGAAGACAGCAACAAAGACCAAGAUCAGACCGAAAAGGCUGCUAUCUGUAUUCAAAGAAUAUGGCGAGGCUACCAUACAAGAAACCUUAACAGAAAAGCCACUAGUAUAUUACAAACGAUCGACAUGUUAAGAACGAAUAAGUAUAUCCAAAAAUUAUCGACAGACAUGGAGGCUACGAGAACCGCUCUCGAAAGCGAGCACAAAUUACAGUUAUUGCAGAUGCAAGCGAUUAAUGCAUUGUGGAAGAAAGUAGUCAGCUUGCAACCGGGCGGCAAUCGAGAGAAUACCUUCAAUGAUGCAGACAAUACUCUACAACCAAAUGCGGAUGUAGUCAAUAAUCUCGCGCAAACGUGCAAUCUGCUCCAUACCCAGGUCCAACAGUUGCAAGACUCGAUGACCGAGAUAAAGCGUUGUAUGUCCAGCAUGAAACCGAAACCCGCCCUCGUCGAUAACGGCGUUGGUACUCAAACAGAGAUAUCUGCCGUGCACACACCGGCAGGUGAAGAAAACACGUUCCCCUACGGACGUCCUAAUAGACCGCAAAGUCUGCCGAUACAUCAAACGAUACACGAGGGAAACGAGAACAAGAGUUUCGCGUCGAAUCUGGUGGAUAGCGUGCUGAAGAAAGUGUCGCAUUCCACCGACACAACGGAUGACGAAGUCAAUACAGAUAUCCUGAAUUCAAACGAAAAUCCUGAGAUAUUAAACGAGAAUCCCGAGAUGUUCAAGAGUUGCGAGGAGAUAAUAGAAUCUGACCUUAAGAAAGCGGUUGAGAAUGAGACGGCGAACGACUAUGAAAAUAUAAUCGAGAAUGCGGCGAUGGACGGCGAGGUAUGCGAGGAAAUGUUGUGCAAGGAGUUACAUAAUUUGAUCGAAACGGAAAAUGGAGCAGACGCUUACGGAAACCGCGAGGAUAACGCGGUUAAUGGGGACGACAAGGGGAUCUGCUAGAUUUGACCUUGUCGAAUCAAAUUUCUGCACCAUAUGCCUUGUGAGUAACGCUAUCACGAUAAGACGGUACAGUGCAAAGCGAAGGAGAGCGAAACGUCUAAAAAAUGCUCACUGUAAAUAACAAAAGCUACUCGUAACGAUAUUAUAAAACGAGAUUUAAUUUUAAUCGUAAACCGUUUUACUACAAAAAGAAAGAGAUAUUUCGAUCACGAACAACAAGCUGCCAUUCUGAACCGAAUAAAGUAUCUAUGUUUAAGUAAAACAGGUUGAUAAGAACGGUACAGUGUACUAGCAGCGAAAUUAUGACAAUGACUAUAAAACGUUGGCCAGCUUAUGCAAGUUUUAGUUUAGAUUGUUAAGUAUAUUCUGUGAAACAUUUGCAUUACAUAUUUAUAUUGUCAUAAAGAAUUUCAGCAAUUUUCCGUCCGAUUAUUGACGGUAGUACAUACAAUCACAUAAAACAUAUAUAUAGUAUAUAUUUUACCAAACUGAUCAUUAGAAAGCCGUUUCCGCAAAUAUUCCAUUUAUUUUACCUGUAACUCUCUUACCUCAAUAGAAUAUAUUUAAAUUCUCCCAAGGAAUCGUAUUCAGUAUUUUGACAAAAAUUUAGUUUUUUUUUAUUAAAACAUUUCUGCACCAAAUAUAUAUUUAUUACCAGUAAAGUAUAUCUGUAUUUUAUAAGUUUCUAGCUCUUGCGUGUAAAAUUUUGUAUUUAUUUAUUUGUAUUUAUUUAUAUAUUUCGUCUACAUACAAAGACGCGUUAAUAUGCAGUAGAUAUAUUGAAGUAUUGAGAAAGAAUAGCGCAAAAAUAUGAUUGAAUCUAGUCAAUAUAGAGUAGCUUUUACAUUUAGAUACAUUGUAGAUAUUCCAGAAUUGUUAAAUAGAUAUUACUCAACGUUAUGAAGUAAAACAUUCAUUUGAACCUAUUACAUCGUUAAACAGCACGAUUGAAGUCACAAAGAUAUAAUUGCAUUUCUGUAACUAUCGGUUCCACGGUUGGUAUUUAUGCGUGACAAACAACUGUUGAUUGAACAAUUUAAUAUUCUGCGAAUUACACACACGCGAGCUUAAUAAAUUAAUAUUGUAUAUCAGCUGCAGCGUAUUAUUCUAUAUACAAUCGAAUCUCUGUAUCUUUAUUCUUAAUCUUUCUCUCUUCCGUGCUUCAAAUUUACUACGUGGUCGCGCAAGCACAGAAUUAAAAAAUAUAUAACAAUUCUAAAUCAAUUUGGAAUUAGAAUAAAAAAACAGAGAUAUGAUUGACGAAAUUUUGCUGAUUUUGAGGUAAAAAAAUAUGUCGAAGAUUUAUCUUCUUAGAAAAAUAUUGUAUAUUUCAACAAAGAGAAUAAUGUGAACGAUGUUCACUUUGUGGUCUGCUAAAAUAAGUUGUUAUAUCUUUUAUACGAAAUAAGUUGUCUUAUCUUUUAUGUUGUAAUAUUGAGAAAUUUAUAUUGAAAUACGAAUUCGCAUUCAAUUUCUAUCUUAUUUAUCCAGGUAAUUUUCCGAAGAAAAAUCUUGAGUCGGAUUUAGCUCGUGCUAUCUUUCGCUAAAAUAUAUUUCGAUCACUUUGACGGUAUCAAAAAUUUAGUAUUUGACAUUAAAAGAAUAUAAUUUAAUACAAAUUGUAAAAAUUAUGCAAACUAUAAUAAGUUUGGUUUUUAGGUACAGAUUUUUUAAUAGUGUUUUAUAUGUUUCUGUAUUCAAAUUUUUAUUAAUGACAAAGUUCUCUAAAUUUUCGAGUAUCUAAAAUUAAUAUUCUUAGAAUAUAUGUUAAAAAAAUUUGUUUUUAUGAAUAUAUGAUACGAUAGAAGAAUGUGCUUAGCUUAAAUUUAUAUUUUUGUGAUUGUUCGAAAUAUAUACAUACAUACAUACAUAUAUAUAUGACCAAAAUAAUUUCUUAAUGAUAACGGGAUGGAUAGAUUUAUUCGUGAAAUAAUAAUAUGGAAAC
Messenger RNA from Vollenhovia emeryi, 5084 nucleotides. It is a transcript of the gene Cep97, whose product is annotated as centrosomal protein of 97 kDa. Gene Ontology annotation, biological process: mRNA splicing, via spliceosome. Gene Ontology annotation, molecular function: U2 snRNA binding; protein binding. The coding region runs from base 308 to 3139 and encodes 943 amino acids. The record is from RefSeq and is a predicted model, not a curated record. Lineage: Eukaryota; Metazoa; Arthropoda; Insecta; Hymenoptera; Formicidae. The transcript is spliced from 13 exons.